Messenger RNA from Peromyscus leucopus (white-footed mouse), 5320 nucleotides. It is a transcript of the gene Ldb3, whose product is annotated as LIM domain binding 3. Lineage: Eukaryota; Metazoa; Chordata; Mammalia; Rodentia; Cricetidae. Gene Ontology annotation, cellular component: filamentous actin; stress fiber; Z disc. The coding region runs from base 129 to 2348 and encodes 739 amino acids. Gene Ontology annotation, molecular function: muscle alpha-actinin binding; actin binding. Gene Ontology annotation, biological process: actin cytoskeleton organization; muscle structure development; heart development. The transcript is spliced from 14 exons. The record is from RefSeq and is a predicted model, not a curated record.
ACCAAGGGCCGAUAUCAGUGUCGAUGGCAUUCGCUCUCAGCUAUUCUUAGGAGCCUCCCAGGAGCUCUGCACAGCCUGGCCAGGCAACAAGGGACAGAGCAGAGAAGGCCGCCGCUGUCAGCACCAGUAUGUCCUACAGUGUGACUCUGACAGGGCCCGGGCCCUGGGGCUUCCGUCUGCAGGGAGGCAAGGACUUCAAUAUGCCCCUCACUAUCUCCCGGAUCACUCCAGGCAGCAAGGCAGCCCAGUCCCAGCUCAGCCAAGGAGACCUUGUGGUGGCCAUUGAUGGGGUCAACACGGACACCAUGACCCACCUGGAGGCCCAGAACAAGAUCAAGUCUGCCAGCUACAACCUGAGCCUUACCCUGCAGAAGUCCAAGCGUCCCCUUGCCAUCUCCACAGCAGCGCCCCCUAUCCAGUCCCCACUGCCAGUGAUCCCCCACCAGAAGGACCCUGCUCUGGACACGAACGGCAGCCUGGUGACUCCCAGCCCCAGCCCUGAGGCGAGGGCCAGCCCAGGCACCCUGGAGUUCGGGGACACCUUUAGCUCCUCCUUCUCCCAGACCUCUGUCUGCACCCCACACAUGGAGGCCCUGGAGCCUGUCCUUCCUCAGGGCAGCCCAGUGGCCAAGGCCAGCCCAGAGGGUGUACAGGGCACAGUCAGCCCCAAAGUUCUGCCAGGCCCCAGCCAACCGAGACAAUAUAACAACCCCAUUGGCCUGUACUCAGCAGAGACCCUGAGGGAGAUGGCUCAGAUGUAUCAGAUGGGCCUCCGAGGGAAGGCCUCAGGUGCCGGACUCCUAGGAGGGAGCCUCCCAGUGAAAGACUUAGCCGUGGACAGCGCCUCUCCGGUGUACCAGGCCGUGAUCAAAAACCAAAGCAAGCCGGAAGACGAGGCUGACGAGUGGGCCCGCCGCUCCUCCAACCUGCAGUCCCGCUCCUUCCGCAUCCUGGCCCAGAUGACAGGGACGGAAUACAUGCAAGACCCUGACGAAGAGGCUCUGCGAAGAUCGAGCACCCCUAUUGAGCAUGCUCCAGUGUGCACCAGCCAGGCCUCUACCCCGCUGCUGCCUGCUUCUGCCCAGCUGCCUGCUGCUGCCUCUCCCAUUGCGGCCUCGCCAACCCUGGCCACAGCUGCUGCUGCCCAUGCUGCUACUGCCUCUGCUGCAGGUCCUGCCUCAAGCCCUGUGGAGAGUCCGAGGCCACAGGCCUCUGCCUACAGCCCCGCGGCAGCCUCUUCUCCAGCACCCUCUGCCGACACCAGCUACAGUGAGGGUCCAGCUGCCCCUGCACCCAAGCCCCGAGUCGUAACCACUGCCAGCAUCCGGCCUUCUGUUUACCAGCCAGUGCCUGCAUCUACCUACAGCCCGUCCCCAGGAGCCAAUUACAGUCCCACUCCCUAUACCCCCUCCCCUGCUCCUGCUUAUACCCCCUCCCCUGCACCUACCUAUACCCCCUCCCCUGCUCCUGCUUAUACCCCCUCCCCUGCACCUACCUAUACCCCCUCCCCUGCUCCCACCUAUUCCCCUUCCCCUGCACCAGCUUAUACCCCCUCCCCUGCUCCAAACUAUAACCCCACACCAUCAGCAGUCCACGGUGGGGGCCCUGCUGAGGCUGCCAGCCGCCCACCCUGGGUGACCGAUGACAACUUCUCUCAGAAGUUUGCUCCUGGAAAGAGCACCACCUCUGUCAGCAAGCAGACCCUGCCCCGGGGGGCUCCAGCCUACAACCCAACAGGUCCACAGGUGACCCCUCUCACCAGGGGCACCUUCCAGAGAGCUGAGCGCUUCCCAGCCAGCAGCCGGGCUCCCCUCUGUGGGCACUGCAACAAUGUCAUCAGGGGCCCUUUCCUGGUAGCCAUGGGUCGCUCUUGGCAUCCAGAAGAGUUCAACUGUGCCUACUGCAAGAACUCCCUGGCAGAUGUGUGCUUUGUGGAGGAGCAGAACAAUGUUUACUGUGAACGGUGCUACGAGCAGUUUUUUGCCCCACUCUGUGCCAAGUGCAACACCAAGAUCAUGGGGGAAGUGAUGCACGCUCUGAGACAGACGUGGCAUACCACCUGCUUCAUCUGUGCAGCCUGCAAGAAACCUUUUGGAAACAGCCUCUUCCACAUGGAGGAUGGAGAGCCGUACUGUGAGAAAGACUACAUCAAUCUGUUCAGCACCAAGUGUCACGGAUGUGAUUUUCCUGUGGAAGCUGGCGACAAGUUUAUUGAAGCCCUGGGCCACACCUGGCAUGACACCUGCUUCAUCUGUGCGGUCUGCCAUGUGAAUCUGGAGGGUCAGCCAUUCUACUCCAAGAAAGACAAACCACUGUGCAAGAAGCAUGCACAUGCCAUCAACGUGUAGGGGCCCAGAGUGGCUGGUGCGGGCCAGGCCUGGGCUGCUCCUGCUACCGACAAUGAAGGAGUCAAAGAAGCUGAUGUUUCUUCUCGGGGGAGAGGGGGGAGGGGGAGAGGAAUGAUUGAGCCUUUUGAAGUCUAAUUUUAGUCUUUUCUUGUACACACAGAUUGUGUAUUUGCGUAGUUCAGACUAGAAGCCAAAAGAAGAUUCUAAACCCAGCUAGUAAUUAAUCCAUGGCUGGAACCGCACUUCAGACUUUUGGGAAAGGAUUCCAAGAAAUCAAAAAUGAAAAACAAAAAGCAAUGUUCAAAAAUGAUGCACCUCCCUGGCCAUCACUGUCACCAGUGUAGGGACAGAGCUCAGGGUAGUUAUGGAGAAUCCAAAGCACGCAGCAGAGUUCUGGAGAGCUCCUUGGCAAACAUAAUGAUGUGCCAAACAGUAUUUGCUGUGGGGUUAUUUUUAGAGCCAGCACUGAGAGCUCCUAAGCUAAGACCCAUUGGGCCUUCCUCACCAAAAAAGGAAGAGCUGUUCCAUCAGCAUCUCAGGGCUUCCUCUGCACACUGGACUUCAGAUGUAGAACAAAUGUGAAACCUGUAAGGGGAGCCCAGACAUCUGAAGUGAUGUCCGGCCACCACUGGGCAAAUGGAGAGGCUCCAGAAAGGUCUUUGGCUCAUGCCAUAGACAACUGAGAAAAGAUGAGCUCUCUCUGCAUCUCCCCCUUUCAGCCUGAAACCUCCAAUGUCCCCGGAAGGCUUUGCUCCUUUUUGAAUUGUCAUGGGAAAGUGGGGUUCUCCAGUUUUGCUUUACAAUGUGUCAGGAGAGGUUUGCAAAGGACUCUGGGUCAGGCUUAACCUUUGUUUUGCUUGAAGAAGGUCCUGAGCAUGACUGUUCUGUGCAUGUAUUUCACCCCACCCAUGACUGCUCACGUUGUGGGUAGGGAUGGAAUACAUUUUCCUCAUCUCCACCCUCAAACAGACCAGAUCUUCCUCAUCCCCACCCUCAGACAGGCUCAGUGGAAAGAAAAGAGAGAUGGCCUCAAACACGGGGUAGCGGAACAGGCUCUCAGGCCCACCUGUGCAUGGGGAGAGGAACUCGCUCCCUGCCAAAUCAGCACGGGCUGCAGGAUGCCCACCUUCAGGGCUGCACCUGCUCUUUGCUUGCUCCUUUAAAUGCAGCACACCAACUAUGUAAUCAUGCUGACUGCUGCAAGGAGCGGGAAAGAUACGUUUGCCAUUUGGGACAAUAGUUUGAAAAUAGCUGAGUGGAUUUAGAAUAUUUAUUGAAAUAGACCUGGACUUCAGAGUCCUUUAUAGAUAAACGGGGUUAGGUAGAGGUAAAGAAAAGUGGCUUCCUUUCUGGGUUUGGAAAUGGUACGGUCACUUUCCUUUCUAGGAAGUGCUGUUAGGAAGGAUGUACAUUGGAAAUGGCAUUGAAACAGGGUGUGUGUGUGUGUGUGUGUGUGUGUAUGUGUGUGUGUGUGUGUGUAUGGUAUGUGUGUUUCUCACCGGAGCACAGUAUUUAGGCACUCUACGGACUCAUUGCCCUCUCUCUUUGCUCCUGUUUUGGAUUUUUCUCUUUGCACAUUUGAAAGGCUAUUGAGGAAUGCAUUCAACCUCUUUCUUUUGAGAACUAAGGCUUCCGGGAGACUGUCAUCUCCCAGUUAGACAGAGCUUGGCAGGAAGCCCAUGGUUUUUCCAAGCAUGGAAUCCCCAGUCCCCACCAAGCAGCACGGGGAAGGUCCGAACUGUGCUCCUACCACACAGCCCUUCUUUACUUUUGAUGCAAAGCUCCAGACUGAGUAAAUCCUGCUGGGACAGCCUGGAGAUUUGUUCAGAGAUACAGAACAGCACCUUAUGCGGUCUCUUAUUUUUGGAAAGUUCAAAUAUAUAGGGAUAAGGAGUUUGCUGACUAAACAAAGGUUCUAAGCAGUUGAUUUUUUUGAAAAAGUAUCUAUUUAAUGAUCAAGAGCUGGUCUUGAAGAAGGGAAAUAAAAAUCCCUACCAUUAUGUUUCCCAAAUUUCUUUUUAAAGAUUUUUAUACAUAUGCACAGACACCACUCCUGUAUAAUUUAUCAUUUUCUGUAGGAUCUUUAAGAAAAAAAAGCAAAAUAUCCCAAAGGAAAGCAUCACUCUCAUUCUAUAUUAAAUAGUUGUUUUUUAAAUAGUUAACAGUUCAUGUAUAUUCUUGAAGGACUCUUAUUUUUAAAAAACAAAACAUUUUAGGGAUUAGGUAAAUCCAGUGGCACGGAAUGUUCCUAGUGUUCAGGAUGCUCCAGCUUUGGUCCCCAGCACUGCCAAAAACCAGUUUAAAGGUGGCGGGAAAGGGAGCUAGUUUCAAGAAUGCACACAGGGUGAGUCUGCGUAGUGUUGAGAUGAAGGCUGUGUGACGUCCAGGUUACUCUCCUGGCUUUCCUGUGACGGGCAGCAGUUUUCACUAGUUGGCAGGAGGAGCACAGUUGUCUUGUCCUCCAAGGUUGGCGUUAAUCUAGUGUGCCGAUGAAUGCUCACCUCUUAGGUUGGCAUUGAUCUAGUGUGCCUAUGAGCACUCACCUCUUAGGUUGGCAUUGAUCUAGUGUGCCGAUGAGCGCUCACCUCUGGCGCAGAAUGACCUGUACUGGCAGUGUUUGUACCACCAACCUGGUCUUUGUAAUGUGAACUUCAGCCCGAGUGAUCUUGUUUUGGGUCUUUUUCCUUUCUUUUUGGUAAGUUUUCUGAAGUGGACUAUAAUAUAUGUUAGAGGUGUGCACAAAACUAUUUUGCAUGUUUUUUAUUUUUCUUUUUUCUUCUUGUUUUUCUUUCUUUUCUUUUCUUCUUUUUUUGUUCCACGUAGAUUCUUUUUAGCAAAAUAAAAUUCAGAAAAAGAUGUACAAGUGCUGAUUUUUAUUCUGUGUAAAGUUCUUUCAUGUGUCAUAAAAAAAUAGUUGACAUCUAGAUGGCCACAAAUAAAAAUAUGAGGCAAAGUGCCCAGUGAAUAAGAAA